Spirometra erinaceieuropaei is the source of this 3025-nucleotide messenger RNA. The record is from the annotation of a GenBank genome assembly. NCBI's taxonomy places the organism in Eukaryota, Metazoa, Platyhelminthes, Cestoda, Diphyllobothriidea, Diphyllobothriidae.
AUGGUCACCCGGUAUCAGGACAUGACUGUAAGUACCUAGAGUACCUUCCAACCUACCUUGCUCUCUUGUGCCGGCUUUAAUCUUCCUUCUUUGGACCGAAAGCUUGUGUUCUUUUGCCAAUGUUGAUUCCAUAUGUCGGUUAUUUUACGUCCAACCUACCGGUCUUAAGUAUAUCGUCUUGCCCAAUUGGGAAUAAGCGGUUACCUCAGCUCAUCCGCAAAUGACGAAUGCAAGCUGCUCUUUAAGUCUGCCCUCGUAUCUGGUGAAUAAAUAGUUGCGGAUCAGCAGGGACGACGCCACGACGGCUGCCUACAGGGCCCGGUAAAAGCACUAUGUCAUGACGACCAGGGCUUGCUUGCUAUCGCAGCUUUUCGGUUAGGUUCCUGAGCCAAGGCGCUAGAGGAGACGACCUCAAAUACGCAGUCCGAGCGACUGCUAAGACCCAUUACUACUGGAAAUCCUCAGAAAACCCCAUAAGGCCGGUUGGACCAUGCACGAUCACAACUGUGCAUGCAAGAUUAGCUCUGGUUUGUGCACUUUGAAAACCCAAGUUAGUCGUAUAAUCAACUUGAAUAUUUUCAAAGCCUAAUCAGCCUGUUCCUAAGGUGCUUCUUUAUAAAUAGAGGAUUCGUGGUCUUUAGAACUGUGUCAAAACUUUCAAUUGUGGCAUUGUGACUACCCUCUUCCCUCAUCGCGUAUAGGCGUUUCUAAAUCCUGGAAAUGUCCCUUUAAGAUCGCUCGCCCAGAGAGUCAACUUGGUGUGUUGGCCGUUCUUAGUACUCAUUUAAUGCUCUAGAAGUUUCUAACGACGGAAUAUUUCUAUAGUUGGCAGUCGAGGGUCGGGGCUUCUUGACGAUUCCUUCCACCCCAAUCCGUUUAAUACAAAUUAGGCGUAUUAAGCUCUACCUUGGUGUUUCGCAUCAAGCUCGGCUGGGAGACAUUAUAUCAGUAUUGGAAUCCAUAUCAAAUUUGGUUACAAUCAACCUCACCACCGACUCGUAAAGACUUUUUUGAUAACUCCCUCAACUAUUUCUCAGUGUCUUGCCGGGUUUGAAUAGUCUUACUAACCCAGUUAAGAGAAAUUCAUCGGCCUUGGCGGGAUUCGAACUCACAUCAGAAACAGCAGUGUUUUACUAUUACCAACGCUCUUUCCAUCUGGUUUGCGAGGCCUCAACCGUUAGUGCCGAUUAACAUUUGUCCUGGUUGUACCAGAGUCUUGCCCUUUCCAUCGCCGGUUCGAACUUCGCCGAGAUGGCCCCAUCUUUCACAACUGGGUUAUUUGAGUCAUCGAGUUGUUGUCGUCAUUCGCCUAUUUUAAUUAACUUUCUCUAACAGCAAACCCUCCCCUAUUCUUAUGGCUAUGUUUACAGUCAUGACAUGCUGCACAUUAUGCGGCAUUAUCAGUCUUUCUCCUCUCAAGUUAUUUCGUAUUGCCUUGAAACCGCAAGCUUCAUAUACUAAUUGUAUCGGAAGCCAAUCAUCCAUCUAUAGCUCAUAAUUUCGGUAAUGAGCACGACUCAUGCAAUAAAUGGUUGCCAGGUAUUCUUUUUCUCGUAAUGAUAGCAAAGUCGUUCGGAAAGAGUCGAAAUUACCAUCAUCUGCGCGACACCUUUAGAUUUACAAAGUAACUGUCCAGCUGAAGUUGCUUUAACCGAUCGUGGUAUCCUAUUUGAUACUUACAUCUGUUUAACCGACAACGACGACCAAAAGACGAAUUGUGGAGGCAGUAAACUAUCCUUGACCGUACUAUUAUUUUAAUUUUUUUCAGAUUUGCCAGUUUAAUUACGUUGGCAACCAGGCUACUCCACCCGUUUACCUUACCGUCGUCGGCACCAGUGUCUGUGAUUUAGGUACGCUUGCUUUUUUCUCUAAUUGUUCGCAGUAUUUUCGUAAGAAUUUAGUUUUCUGGAAUACAAAGUUAGCACUAAGGACACUUUUAACCCUGUGUAAGCUGGUUUUCUGCCUCUCAGUGACCACUUUUUGUAUUCAGUUUGUAGAACUGGUCAUUUUCUCGUUAAAAGUGUCAUCUGUACAUUUCACUGCAACACGUCGCAGUAGGCUGCACAGACAACGUGACCCAAAUGUGACUUAGCUCACGGCUCCCGGUGGGACGUCGUAGCUUGGUGGCUGGCUGUGCUCAAGCCUUCCGCCUGCUGUCGUGGGUUUGAGUCCUACCGAGGUCCGCGAGUUCCUCACAGUCAAAAUGAACUCUGAAAUGUUUAGUUUCAGGGUACCAGUAGGUCCGAGUAGAAAUUUACUUAGCAUCUGUUGACAUGACCUAUAGCGGUAACUCACCUCUCUAUUCAACUUAUGUCUUCCUUCUGGGGGUCGUCGUCUAAAUUUCGCCAAAGUCUCCUCGAUUCAGUCUGCAGCAGCCCAGUUCACUCGAAGAAAUCAAGGCUAAUAAGCAGCAUACCUGCCUCUUGAAUUCGUGCCGUCAUCAUCAACUGGCGCUUCAAAAACCACAGCCUGUCUUUGUUGGUCAUCCCCCUUAUGACACUGUGCUCGUCUCCGCUGCCUCACUGAGGAGUCACCUACCGUAUCAAAUGUAGUUUAGCAUCUACAGGGUGGGGAUCAGGUUGUUCGUGGCACGCGUAGACGGGUGGUCCAGUUUUGUCAGUCCAUAUCCUGUCGUCCUGAUUUUUCGUGUUAUGCAAGGUGUAUGAUAAAAGUCCAUUUUACUACCAUUUUACCAUUUUACGUGCAAGUCACUACUGCUGUGCCAGAUUCUUAGGUCAGUAAUGGUCGCGGUCCACGACAGUCGGAUUACCAAGCUUUUCGGAUGGGGGUUACCCAUGAGGAUCAGUCGUAGGUCGGCAUAUGUUCAAAAUUGCCAUUCAAUGCUUACGUCUCGUAUUGGAUUAUUGUUUCCGUCGCUGUUUUCUCUCUUGCACUAGGUUUGAUUACUUCACUCGAGCCCGCCCUACGUCCGAUGCUGAUCCGUUUGGCCUCAAAGGCAUCGUCUCGCUUCCAGGCUGAGGCGGCAAUGUUACGCAAUUCCGGUGGACCCUAUUAUAGGGUGUGA